Messenger RNA from Podospora anserina S mat+, 1428 nucleotides. RefSeq lists its product as uncharacterized. Gene Ontology annotation, molecular function: iron ion binding; oxidoreductase activity, acting on paired donors, with incorporation or reduction of molecular oxygen; heme binding. The transcript has 6 exons. The record is from RefSeq and is a predicted model, not a curated record. The coding region runs from base 1 to 1428 and encodes 475 amino acids. NCBI's taxonomy places the organism in Eukaryota, Fungi, Ascomycota, Sordariomycetes, Sordariales, Podosporaceae.
AUGGCAGUCAUGUCGAUAUUACUAGGUGGUCUGGUCACCUGGUUCGUUGGGUGGAUCAUUUACUGUCGAUGGUUACAUCCCUACUCCAAAUACCCGGGUCCUUUUCUCGCCUCUUUCUCGAGACUGUGGAUCAUCAAGGAGCUGUACUCAGGUCACUUAGAGGUCACGUUGAAAAAGUGGCACGAAAAACAUGCUAACAACUCAGGUCCCAUCAUUCGCAUCGCCGAGAACGAGGUGUCUAUCUCAGACCCAACCGUUAUCAAGGCCAUCUAUGGAGCCGGGACAACUUUUACCAAGCUGGUCAACCAUGUCUACACCAUGACCAACGUCGGCCGCUACGAGCCAGCCAUCGAAGAGUGUAUCGAACUUCUUUAUCAACGUGUCAAGGACGCCAGCGAGUCUGGCAGGCCAACUGACAUGGCUCUCUGGCUUCGCUACUACGCCUUUGACGUGAUUGGCAUCCUUUUCUUCAGCCGUCCGUUUGGUUUUCUGGAGACCAAAAAGGAUUACAGGGGCUGGAUCAACGCGACCGACGUGCUGAUCUUAUUCAUGGCAGCCUCUGCGUUUGUGCCCCGCUGGAUGCGCAGUCUUGUUUUGAUGACCUCUAUUGUCGUCCCCGGUGCGAUGGCAGCUGUCAAGGCGAUGGACACGAUGACAGAUGCGGGGGUUGAGGCUGUUGAGAAACGACAGAAGGAGCUGGAGGAGAGCGGUGGCGUGAUGGAGAAGGAUGAUAUGCUGGCUAGCUUCUUCCGAGUGAUGGAGGAGCAUGGGGAUUUGGAUAACUUUGGUCCGCCGGAGAUUAGAGGGGAGAUUUACACCGCUAUCAUCGCGGGAUCCGACACCACGGCUAGUGCCAUCACCUCAGUUCUUUAUCACCUCACGAAAAAUCCUAGAACCUACCGGAAGCUCAGAGAUGAGAUUGAUACGGCCGUUGCCGAGGGUCGGAUCAGCUCGUCUGGGAGAGUCAGGUAUGCUAAUGCAGUCAAGCUGCCUUAUUUUGACGCCUGCUGCAAGGAGGGCAUGAGGGUCCACGCCAGUCUUGGUCUGUCGUUCCCGCGGUACACCCCCAAGGAAGGGGUUGAGCUCCUGGGAGAGUUCUUCCCUCCUGGGGUGAAAGUUGGAUGCAACCCUCAGAUUGUACAGCGUGAUAAAGGUGUGUUUGGAGAGGAUGCAGAUGAGUUUGUGCCGGAGAGGUGGUUAAGUCGUAAUGCUGCUGAUUUGGAGAGACACAUGCUGAAUUUUGGUGGUGGCCCCCAUAUGUGCUUGGGCAAGAAUAUCUCAAUGAUGGAAAUCUACAAGGCCCUUCCAGAACUAAUCCGCGAUUACGAUUUCGAGUUGGUGGACCCGAAGAAGGAAUGGACUCUGAUCAACCGGUGGUUCCAUCAGCCCAAGAAUGUUCAGACAAUUGUUACCAAGAGGAAGAAAUGA